Sclerotinia trifoliorum is the source of this 1376-nucleotide messenger RNA. NCBI's taxonomy places the organism in Eukaryota, Fungi, Ascomycota, Leotiomycetes, Helotiales, Sclerotiniaceae. The record is from the annotation of a GenBank genome assembly.
UUGGCCCUCACCUAAUCAAUUUGCCUUCAUACCAGACCUCACAACAACGAAACCAUGAACUCAAGAACAUUACUCCGUCAAUCAUCUCGAGCUUUAAGCUCUACUAUUCGCAGCUCGGCUGCAAGACAGCCAUUGCGAUCGCAAUUCCACAAUAAUACUUCGCUGGCAGCGCAAGUUGUGUCAAGGCAGUUCCAAGGUAGAAGAUUUUAUGCUACAGAACCAGAGGCCAAGAAGGAUGAGCCCGAAGCAGAGAAGAAGGAGGAAGAUGUAGAGGACCCAACGAAGAAGGCCUUAGAGGCGAAAGAUAAGGAGAUUAUUGAUUUAAAGGUUUGUGUCUCCCUCCGUCAUCAUUCUGUUUCUAAACUACUGCUUCACAUUUGUUACACUGAAUACUGGGGCAACGAUACUUUUGGGACAUAACCUUGCGAAAAUCUCAGCUGCUGGCAAAGACUUCUACAUAUACUCGAGAUCACUUGGCUAACCCCACAUUACAGGACAAGCUCCUCCGCUCUAUCGCUGAUUUCCGCAACCUUCAAGAGCGAACAAAACGAGAUAUGCAAGCUGCUAAGGACUUUGCCAUUCAAAAAUUUGCCAAAGAUCUCGUCGACAGUAUCGAUAACUUAGAUCGAGCCCUUACCACCGUUCCUGCAGAGAAGCUCUCCGUUGCUGCGGAAAAGCGUAAUGAGCAUCAACAAGAUUUAAUUACUUUACACGAGGGUUUGAAGAUGACCGAGGAUAUUCUUAUGUCAACGUUGAAGAAGCACGGUUUAGAGAGAUUCGAUCCUUCAGUUGAGAGCGAGAAAUUUAACCCAAAUGAACAUGAGGCUACCUUCAUGACUCCUAUGGCAGGGAAGGAGGAUGGAACAGUUUUCCACACUCAACAAAAAGGAUUCAAGCUCAAUGGAAGGAUAUUGAGAGCUGCUAAGGUUGGAGUUGUCAAGAAUCCUUGAACACUUUAAAUCAAACUAUACAUCAUACAGAACGCAAGCCUAGUAUGCUUCGGCGCAGCAAGCAAGAGACACUUAAUCCGUACAUACCGGAGAUCAACGGAUGAAAAUACAGUGGAGGAAUCAUGAUGUACAAAGUGUAUAAUUAAAAAUGGGACUACGGUCAUGUCUACUUGAGCAUCCGGACUCGAGCAGGAUACAAAAUAACGGCGUUGGGAUGUAUAAUGACUGUAAGCUGUAUGAUGAAAAAUCAGCUCUCCUCUCUAUAAAGAUAUGACAGGUGUUGGGGUAAAAUAUGUAAGGGCUGGCCUGGUUUUUGCAGGAUUUCCCUGCAUCAUCUUGUAUAUGUCACUCACAAUUUUAUCUUCUUUUUCACAUAUAGGAAAAGAAUGAAUAUACCUAAUGAAACCAUACAUGCAACAUUUUACG